Molecule: messenger RNA, 1130 nt
Organism: Ipomoea triloba (trilobed morning glory)
Lineage: Eukaryota; Viridiplantae; Streptophyta; Magnoliopsida; Solanales; Convolvulaceae
Product: DNA-directed RNA polymerase III subunit rpc9-like
Exons: 5
Coding region: 400-909 (169 amino acids)
Biological process (GO): transcription initiation at RNA polymerase III promoter
Cellular component (GO): RNA polymerase III complex
Molecular function (GO): nucleotide binding
Source: RefSeq, a predicted model, not a curated record
UCCAGAGUCCCGCCCCCAUUCCCCAAGCGGCAAAGCCCUAAGUCCCUAACUCAGCCGUCAAAGACGAGAGACACGACGACGACGACCCUUGUCUCCGGUCCCCAACCUCGCCGACGACAAACCAGUCUCCACUCUCCACUCUCCACUCUCCACUCUCCACCGUUGCCCACGACGAAGGACAAAGCUGCUGCCCGAGAGUCCGAGACACCUUACAAACAGAGAAGCUGCUGCCGACGACGAACGGACGAACGGGCGAAGCUGUCUCCGGGGUUCAAUAGUUUCCUUGUAUUGAUUGGGUUACAAAUUCUAAAAUUCUAGUGCUGGUUUUCUUUGAUCACUGGUAUUGCCAGUCAUGUUCAUUUGAAGCAGCUCUGUGUGCUCAACGUUGUGCUUCUGAGGAUGAAGAUUCUUGAAGCAAAUGCCGGUGCACUUACUAACUUUGAGGUGCUUGACUUUCUACGAUCAAGAGGGGCAGGAAAUGAUGCUACAAGGGUCAUGGUUCCUGUUUUACCAUCUGAGUUCAAGGUUUAUGAUUACUUAGAACGAACUGCUGCUUGCAAUCAGACAAGAGAGAUUAUAGAAGAAUUUUUAGCUAAAUGUAAAAAAUUCAAUCUUGCAAAAGCUGAGAUAUUGAACAUAAGCAACAUUAGGCCAUCCUCUUUGGUUGAAAUUGACACGAUUAUUGAGGAAUGUGAUACGCGCUUUGGGGAAAAUGAAGAAACUAUUAACGAGCUGAUUGAAACAAUCACCCAGGUCUUGCCUCCUCCUCCAUCUGAAAUGAAUACGGAUGAGCAAGUUGUUGAAGAUACAGAAGCAGCUGAGGAUGCUGGAACUGAUCCUCCAACGGAAAUGGAGACUGAUGCGCAAGCAGCAGUUCCAGAUGGUGAAACCCUAGAGGCGACUAAAUAGAAAAGCUGCUUACUUGGAAUGAAGAGUUUAAGUUAGAAUUACUUUUGAUUAGUGGAUGCAAGCAUCAUGUAAAAAUGGAUUUUUUUCUCCUCCACUGCUAGUUACAACCUUAUAUUUUCAGUUCAACGCUUUGCGAAUCAAGAUUGCUUUGGCUCUGUUAGAUUAAGUUAUGUUGCAAUCCAUUUAGAAGUUGUGUUAAGAGAGUUCAUAUUUUCUUGCUC